Messenger RNA from Saitoella complicata NRRL Y-17804, 1692 nucleotides. RefSeq lists its product as uncharacterized. NCBI's taxonomy places the organism in Eukaryota, Fungi, Ascomycota, Saitoellomycetes, Saitoellales, Saitoellaceae. Gene Ontology annotation, cellular component: fungal-type vacuole. The record is from RefSeq and is a predicted model, not a curated record. The coding region runs from base 49 to 1692 and encodes 547 amino acids. Gene Ontology annotation, molecular function: serine-type carboxypeptidase activity. The transcript has 7 exons. Gene Ontology annotation, biological process: proteolysis.
CAUCUUCACCACUUACUCCAUCCAAAUCAUCAAUUGAGAGCAACUGAAAUGGCAAAGCUCUCGACCCUCGUCUUCGGGCUCGCGCUCGGCGUUGCAGGAGUUAUCGCGUCCCCUGCCCGCGGUAUCAACCACCAGGGCGCCGCUGUCCCUAUCCCGGAUUUUCUUCCCUCUGAGAAUGCUGAGGUGUCUAGGAAUGCUAUCUUUGAGGCCUCGACGCAUCUCGGCGGUGCUUUGAUUGGCUCCCUUCGCGAACUCGAGGGUGUUUUCGAGAAGGCUGUCGAGGGGUUUGAGCCAAUCGCGAUUCAUGCGCCUAAGAAGAGCAUUAAGAAGGUCGAGCAUGGGUGGAAUACCGUCAAGCUUGAGGCUUUGGGCGAUGAUUACUCUCUCCGUGUUAAGUCUCCGAAGGAUUUGGGUGUCGAUGACGUCAAGCAGUACGCCGGAUACCUCGAUGUCUCCGACGAGAAACACUUCUUCUAUUGGUUCUUCGAGUCCCGUAAUGACCCCAAGAAAGACCCCAUCGUUCUCUGGCUCAACGGUGGACCCGGCUGCUCCUCCCUUACCGGAUUGUUCAUGGAGCUCGGUCCGGCUAGUGUUAAGGGUGACAAGGUUAAGAAGAAUGAGUUCUCGUGGAACAACAAUGCAUCGGUCAUCUUCCUCGACCAGCCUGUUAAUGUUGGGUAUUCGUAUGGUGACGAGAGUGUGUCGAACACUGUUGCUGCUGGACAGGACGUUUAUGCCCUCUUGACUUUGUUCUUCAAGCAGUUCCCUGAGUAUGCUGAUUUGCCAUUCCACAUCGCUGGUGAGUCCUACGCCGGCCACUACAUCCCCGUCUUCGCCAAAGAAAUCCUCGCCCACUCCAACCGCGAAUCCCACGACUUCCACGUCUCAACCACCGAAUCCGCACUCGCCUCCGUCCCCAAGAUCAACCUCGAAUCCGUCCUCAUCGGAAACGGUCUCACCGACCCUUUGACACAAUACGAAUUCUACCCCGACAUGGCCUGCAAUAACUCUUAUGGCCCUGUGUUGGAUGAGAUGCAGUGUGAGGGAAUGAGGCAGAAUUGGCCGAGGUGUAAGAGUUUGAUUGAGAGUUGUUAUGAGAGUGGGUCGAGGUGGAGCUGUGUCCCUGCUGCGAUUUACUGUAAUAACGUCAUGAUGGGUCCGUACCAGAAAACCGGCAAGAAUGUCUACGACGUCCGUGACGAGUGCGUCGACAAGGAAAACCUCUGCUACCCAAUUCUCGGCGAUAUCUCACGCUACCUCAACCGUGAGGACGUUAAAUCCGCUCUCGGUGUCGAGGUCGAGAAAUACGAUUCUUGCAAUUUCGAUAUUAACCGUAACUUCCUUUUCGCUGGUGAUUGGAUGCAGCCUUUCCACCGUAAUGUGCCGGUUGUGCUUGAGAAGGGUGUUGAUGUGUUGGUUUAUGCUGGUGAUGCUGAUUUUAUCUGUAACUGGAUCGGUAAUGAGGCUUGGACUGAGGCGCUUGAGUGGCCUGGCAAGAGAUCUUUUAACACGGCUAAGAAGCAUAAGUUUACGAUGAGGGAGAGUGGGGAGCAUGUUGGUGAUGUCAAGUCGAACGGAAACUUUACUUUCAUGAGGGUGUUUGGCGCCGGACACAUGGUUCCUUACGACCAGCCUGAGAGCUCGUUGGAGAUGUUCAAUGCUUGGAUCGGUGGAGAGAGGUUCGAGAAGUAG